AUGAUUUCUCAAAGUGCGAAAGACAGGGCGAUUUAUAUCACGGAAGUUAUAUUCCAACAAAUCCUAGCUAUUUUUUGUGUUAUAAUACUCUGGGAACUUUUCAGUCAGUCGAACUAUGAUUUCUCUACAAAAAGAACAUGGCAUAUACUUCUCUGCGUAUUUGGGUUUGCAUUGUGUAUGGCAGAAGGAGUCCAGAUAUUCAGGAAAGAAAGUAUAGUGACAGUCGGAAACAAUAGACUCGACAAGGCUAUGGCUCACCUGAUAGUGAUGUGCGUUGCUUUUCUGAGCAUAACCAUCGGAAUAUCUCUGAAAAUCAGCGAAAAGAGCGACUUGAAUAGAGAACACUUCAAUUCGACUCAUGGUAUCCUAGGUUUAUCAUCUUGGAUUAUAGCAUUCGUCACAGCUUUGGGUGGUGUAAUUGUCAAAAAUUCCGACAGACUCAACAUUGGAAGGCCGUCCUUGUUCAAAUUUGUCCAUAUUCUCUUCGGCGUGAGUGCCUACGUUCUGGGCAUCGUGAGUUUGGGCUACGGUUUGCACUAUUUAUUGGUUAUUGGUAGCAAUCGUAUCCACGGAAGGGACUUUUUGAUCGCCUUGAUGAGCAUAUAUGUGUCCUACAGCCUUAUAGGGCCUUGCUUGUCUUUGUUUCACUUCAUGAAGAAGUGA
Phaedon cochleariae (mustard beetle) is the source of this 663-nucleotide messenger RNA. NCBI's taxonomy places the organism in Eukaryota, Metazoa, Arthropoda, Insecta, Coleoptera, Chrysomelidae. The record is from the annotation of a GenBank genome assembly.